CAAAAGGGCUUAGGCUAGCCGCUAGCGUGCGCCAAAUCAAAAUAUUUUUGUCAAAUCAAAUGGCAGAUAACGCGUCUUUUGAAGAUUUCAAGUUCAACCAUUUGUGGAUGAAUCAUCUUCACAAGCAAAGGCAGAUUAGGAUUUCAAGUUCUUCUCCUUCCCCGAGAGAGAGAGAGAGAUAUUCAGGAGAGAUGAUGAUCAGACCAAUAAUUAAAUAAAAAACGCAGAAACUAAUGCGUGGUCACAAUGGAAAGAGACAGUCUGACAGAGAGAAGAAUAUGAAUUCUCGCUACUUCAGAGAAUCAGAGGUGCAAGGAUCAACUGCAACAGAUUGAAUCGUCUAUAAAAGCCAAUCUCUCGCAUCCGAUUUUUCUUUGUUGACCCCAUCUCCUUCAAAAGCCAACUACUCUUCCGUGCAUUCCCUAGUAAUUACUUUCCGUUACUCCAUCAACAAUAACCCAAGUAGAAGAAGAAAGAAUAAGAAGAAAUCUUGGACUUCGACAGACGUUCACGAUGAUGACGAUAGAGGGAACGAUGGAUAGGGCUGUAUUGGACGAUAUCAUACGAAGACUUCUCGAAGGCAGAGGAGGGAAACAAGUCCAGUUAUCUGAGGUUGAGAUCCGGCAGCUCUGUGUCAACGCCAGACACGUCUUCAUCUCUCAGCCUAAUCUCCUUCAGUUGCAUGCUCCCAUCAAGAUUUGCGGUGAUAUACAUGGUCAAUACCAAGACCUUUUGAGGCUUUUUGAUUAUGGUGGCUUUCCUCCUGCUUCAACGUAUCUUUUUCUUGGGGAUUAUGUUGAUAGAGGCAAGAAAAGCUUGGAGACAAUAUGUUUGCUUCUGGCAUAUAAAUUAAGGUAUCCUGACAAAAUCCAUCUCUUGAGGGGAAACCACGAAGAUGCAAAAAUCAAUAGGAUCUAUGGUUUCUAUGAUGAGUGUAAACGAAGGUUUAAUGUACGACUCUGGAAGAUAUUCACCGAUUGCUUUAAUUGUUUGCCUGUGGCUGCACUUAUUGAUGAAAAGAUUUUGUGCAUGCAUGGGGGUCUCUCACCAGAAUUACAUAAUGUCAAUCAAAUAAAUGAAAUCUCAAGACCCACAGAGAUUCCAGAUAAUGGUCUCCUUUGUGAUUUGCUAUGGUCUGAUCCUGAUCCAAGAAUAGAGGGAUGGUCAGAAAGUGAUCGAGGUGUGUCAUGUACCUUUGGAGCUGAUAGGGUUGUUGAAUUUUUGGAAAAGAAUGACAUUGACCUCAUAUGCCGGGGCCAUCAGGUGGUAGAGGAUGGAUAUGAAUUCUUUGCUAAACGGAAAUUGGUUACCAUAUUUUCAGCUCCAAACUAUGGUGGUGAGUUUGAUAAUGCAGGUGCUCUAUUGAGUGUUGAUGAAGAGUUGAUGUGUUCUUUUGAGAUAUUAAAACCGUUUGAAUAUAUACUAGCACCAAGCAGUUCUAACAAAUCAGGAGUCACUGCUAGGAAGUUACCUAAAGGUGGAAAAGUUUGAAAAUUGAUAUUCCACAUCAGAGUUCUUUCGGUUAAAUUGGGGGUUGAGGGUUUAAAUGGUUUUGGAUCUAAACAAGCCUUACUACCCAUCAAGCGGCAACCAGAAUUUGUAAUGAGAUUGAAGCUUGUCAAUAGGUGAACUUCAUUGGAGUGUCAUACAAUUUGUAAAUUUACCAUGCACAGAAUCAUCUGUACAGGAACUGAGAGUUUUAGCCGGAUUACCUUUACAAAAGAGUAUGCCCAAAUUAAAUUUAUAUUUGCUCAAUUUUCUUGAUCUGCUAUUACUAUCCAGCUUGCGGGUACAGAUUUGAUGCCAAAUUCUGCAUGACUCCUUGGUCAUUUGGUUUGAGAAGAAGCAUAGUAACUCCAUGCUCGCUGCCCCCCACCUUGAUUAGGGUUCUGUUGGUUGCGUUCUGGAUGCUAUGUUGCAACACUAUUCAUGAAUCCUUCCUUGCAGUAAUUGUAGAUGCCUUGUUUACAGGUUGUACCAGCAUACGACUCUGUCGAGAAAUUUGAACCAACAUGUGUAAGUCAGCUCUUUUUAAUUGAAUUAUUAAUGUAAAAGUUCAUGUUGCCAGUA
Molecule: messenger RNA, 2070 nt
Organism: Nelumbo nucifera (sacred lotus)
Lineage: Eukaryota; Viridiplantae; Streptophyta; Magnoliopsida; Proteales; Nelumbonaceae
Product: serine/threonine-protein phosphatase PP1 isozyme 9
Cellular component (GO): cytoplasm; nucleus
Molecular function (GO): protein serine/threonine phosphatase activity
Source: RefSeq, a predicted model, not a curated record